CAACUGCUUGAAGGGCUGCAGGGAAACACAGUCAAGUGGCGUGCGUACGCUAAGCGAGCGAGAAAGCUCAAUUCAAAUGGAACCAAGCGCGUUUGACAAGCUGCACAAAAGCGGAAUGCCUCUUCGGACAAUACAGCCAAAACGACGCUACCACAUUGGCAGCCCUGUUCUGAAGGGCUUCAAUGUUUGUAUCCAUAGUUUGUUCUAACUAGGGCGGGCGGACUUCAACCCUGAAACAAAUUUCAAACACGUCAUUAUAUCGGUCAAUUGUAAAUAUAUUAAACGAUGAAAAUGUUUGAUUUGUCAAAACUCGAUUUGAAGUGUUGAGAAAAAAAAAAGAAGACAUUUAUGAAGUGUCGCGCUCUAUCCCGGAAGUUCCGUCAGGACAACCGGAAGUAGGUACGUGGCCGCUUCAGCUGACAGUCUGCAAUGAUGGCGACCGAGGUUCACAGCGGCUACCUGGACAGCGCCGCGUCCAGCCGUCUCGAAGUGUCCAUCGACGGCCUCACGCUCAGCCCGGACUCAGAGGUAGAGCAAGGCCAGUCGGAGGAGACGCUGCCGCCGCCGCCGCCACAGGACGCCGCCGCUGCCGCCGCGCAGCCCGACAGCCAAACACCGGCCACCCUUGAGGGCGACGACGACGACGACGACGAUGGAGAGUCCGACCAAUCGUCCGUAGAGACCAAAUGGGGAUUCGCCCUCCAAGAGCUUUACGGACUGGCGCUCAAGUUUUUCAAAGACAAGGACGGCAAAGCCUUCCACCCGACCUACGAGGAGAAGCUGCGGCUGGUGGCCCUGCACAAACAGGCGCUGCUGGGCCCUUACAACCCCGACGCGUCCCCCGAAGUGGGCUUCUUUGAUGUGCUGGGCAACGACCGCAGAAAAGAGUGGGCCUCCCUGGGCAACAUGGAGAAGGAGGAGGCCAUGGUGGAGUUUGUGCGGCUGCUCAACAAGUGCUGCAACCUCUUUGCGCCUUACGUCACCUCGCACAAGAUCGAGCGGGAGGAGCAAGACCGCAAAAGGAGGGAGGAAGAGGAGCGGCAGCGGCAGGAGGCGGAGGAACGCGAGAGGCAGCGGCAGGAGGAGGAGAGGCGGAGGCUGGAGGAGGAGGAGAGGCGGCGGCGGGAGGAAGAGGAAAGGCGACAGGCGGAGGAGGAGAGGCUACGGGUGGAGCAGCAGAAGCAACAGAUCAUGGCUGCCCUGAACGCCCAGACAGCGGUGCAGUUCCAGCAGUACGCCGCCCAGCAGUACCCCGACAGUCCCGAGCAGCAGACGGGCCUCAUCCGCCAGCUGCAGGAGCAGCACUACCAGCAGUACAUGCAGCAGCUCUACCAGGUCCAGCUGGCCCAGCAGCAGGCGGCCUUGCAGCAGCAGCAGCAGCAGCAGCACGCCGAGUCUGUGGCUCACGGCCACCAAGGGGCUUGUUGCACCGGCGAGCCCCCCGCCGUGACGCCUUUGCCGCCUUCGCUGGAGGACACGCCCGCCGUCAACGGCGGCGAGCCCUGCCUGGAGAACACGCAGCCCGAGCCGGCCGAGGAAGCGUCCGAGAACGGGCCUCUGUUUGCGGACUCUCCGCCCGUCAUCGCCGCCCCCUCCAUGUGGACGCGGCCCCAAAUCAAAGACUUCAAAGAGAAGAUCCGGCAGGACGCCGACAGCGUGAUCACGGUGGGCCGCGGCGAGGUGGUGACGGUGCGUGUGCCCACGCACGAAGAGGGCUCCUACCUCUUCUGGGAAUUCGCCACCGACUAUUACGACAUCGGCUUCGGGGUCUUCUUCGAGUGGACGGACGCGGCUUCGGCCUCGGUCAGCGUGCACGUGUCCGAGUCGAGCGACGAGGAUGAGGACGAGGACGGCGAGCCGGCCGGCGAGGAGGAGAAGGCCAAGAAGGAGGCCGGCAAGCCUCAGGUGGACGAGAUAGUGCCGGUGUACCGGCGGGACUGCCACGAGGAGGUGUACGCCGGCAGCCACCAGUACCCCGGCCGCGGCGUCUACCUGCUCAAGUUCGACAACUCCUACUCACUGUGGCGCUCCAAGAGUGUUUACUACAGAGUCUACUACACCAGAUAAGCCUGAAGACAAACGCCGGGGGGGGGGCGAGGAGCGUGCCUGCGUGCACGCGCGUGUGUAUGCGCUGUCCGUUUAUACAAUAUAUUGUACGUGCGCCAGGGGAGGGAGACGACUUAUUUCUGAACUCGCCACCACAGAGAGACAAAUGAACACACCUCCAGUCCUGUUGCGUUUGUCUUUGGUGAAGGGACCAAUGAAUGGAAUGUCCCCACAUGGAAGACAUGUUUGCAUUCCCAUCAGCCACAUUUGACAAAAGAUGGUUGCUCUUUAACCCCGGCCGCUUCGCCUUGCCCCCAGCUUGUUACAAUUGACGAAGGAAGUAGGCUCCACUUCAACUGGUCUCCAGAACAUCAUUGACAUUGUUUUUUUUUCCCCCCCUCCCCAAAGCGUCGUCGUCUUCUGUGCAAUUGUGUUCUUCCGUGUUUUUCACACUCUCUCUCAAGUCUUUGUUGUGUAAAUAAUUCUAUAAAUAAAUAAGUUGAUGUAAGGGAGGGUUUUUAGACAAGGUCUGAGGGUUCUGAAAAUUCAGUGCACUGGCGGAAGUAUGGCAAAUAAGAUAUGGUCUACGUUUGAUCCCACUUGAAUGAUUGUCUAAAAUAGAACAAACAAACAAACAAAAAGCUAUACGUGUAACUGCAAGACUGUUGACAUGGCAGUAAUGGGAGGCAUAUUUUGGUUUUUGUAUGUUUUUGUUUGGCUCUCUGAGUUGCAAGAAUCGUUUUGGGCAUAUAUUUAAUCUUAAUUAAAAUUCUGUUCAUCUCUUGGA
This is a messenger RNA of Syngnathus acus (greater pipefish), 2833 nucleotides long. It is a transcript of the gene acbd3, whose product is annotated as acyl-Coenzyme A binding domain containing 3. Gene Ontology annotation, cellular component: Golgi membrane. The record is from RefSeq and is a predicted model, not a curated record. Gene Ontology annotation, molecular function: fatty-acyl-CoA binding. The coding region runs from base 430 to 2067 and encodes 545 amino acids. The transcript has 8 exons. NCBI's taxonomy places the organism in Eukaryota, Metazoa, Chordata, Actinopteri, Syngnathiformes, Syngnathidae.